Melitaea cinxia (Glanville fritillary) is the source of this 481-nucleotide messenger RNA. RefSeq lists its product as uncharacterized. NCBI's taxonomy places the organism in Eukaryota, Metazoa, Arthropoda, Insecta, Lepidoptera, Nymphalidae. The coding region runs from base 37 to 441 and encodes 134 amino acids. The transcript is spliced from 3 exons. The record is from RefSeq and is a predicted model, not a curated record.
CUGCAACUAUAAGAGGAACUGUAAUAUCGGAUAGACAUGUCAUCACUGCAGCUAAUCCAGUAUACCGAGCUUGGCGAAAUUGAUCAACUGUCAUGGAUUGUGUCAUGGCUAAGGAAUAAAUCUUCAUCAUGUCUAACUCGUUUAACUACAUUACCAAUUUUACCUUCUCGCAUUUGUCAUAGAAAUACUUUCCUCGAUCCAUUUAUGGUUACACUGUCAGAUAAAAGUUGCCUUGGACCUGUAGGUAUCAAGGGUAUUUUGUGUGAGAAUGACGUAGGAGGGCCUGUUAUGACUCGUUGGUUACCAAGCUCUCCAUUCAGGAUAGCUGGUGUCAUUACAAAUGCAUCGUGCGAAGAUGAUAAGUAUCCACUAUUUAUAAGAACAGUGGACAACAUGCAGUGGAUUCACGAGCAUAUCCGUAACGAUUGUCAAUGUUUUUGAAGUUUUCUAAUUAAUAAUAAAACGUUUUCGUUUCAAAAAA